This is a messenger RNA of Penaeus monodon (black tiger shrimp), 826 nucleotides long. RefSeq lists its product as uncharacterized. Bases 209 to 547 code for a protein of 112 amino acids. The record is from RefSeq and is a predicted model, not a curated record. Lineage: Eukaryota; Metazoa; Arthropoda; Malacostraca; Decapoda; Penaeidae. The transcript is spliced from 2 exons.
GAGUCAGCAGAACUGGCCAGUCGAUUCAGUUGUUCUGUCAAUAAUAUGUAGUUAACGUCCCUUUCCACAUGGAGCUGGUGAUGUGCGCCCUUUUUAGUUACGUUACGAUCACAACACUUGCUGAAACUGAACGCAAGUGUGUUGUGCAAAAAAAAAAAAAAAUGUUCUACAUCAAUAUCUAAUCGAAAGCACAGCAGGUGUGUGUUUCAUGAUUAUCGGCACCGCCAGAUCUUCACUGUCAGGCCCAGUACAUGUGCUGCAGUUGGAAAGGCAAAGGCCAGAGGUACCCCGCGGAAAUUCACUCGGCGAGAUGGUGAACGAGAAACACAGUAGUGGUAUGAAGAAGUGGUACUACCUCGUGAUAAUGUUAGUGGCCCUGCCGCUGACUUACUACUGGUAUUUGGGUAUUGUCUUCAAUAAAGGUGUGACUUGGGUCGUCCCUGGUGAGUACCUCGUGAUUUUACUUAAAAGAAUUUACAAUGUAAUAAAGAGAUUUUCUGAAUGUACAGACAGAAGGAUAAUAUACCACUGGACGCAUAGAUGUUAAUGGACAAGGAAUAAGACUGUACGAAUAGGUCGAUGAGGGAAUAGGGGAUAUGGAGAUAAUGUGAUGAAAUGAUAAGCACUCAAAUAAGAGAAUGCAGCUACAGUAAGAAACUGAUAGAGAAAGUGCAUGUUUUUUGUUAUAAUUUUUCAUAUUUUUUUUACAAUAUUUAUUUUCUUAUUAUCUCUCUUUCUUGUAAUACAUUUUCAUGUUCAAACUGUCUAUCUUUCGUAUAAGGUUUAUUUAUUUUUUUAGUUUCUUCUUUCUUAUCACGUACGCUUC